Strongylus vulgaris is the source of this 432-nucleotide messenger RNA. The record is from the annotation of a GenBank genome assembly. Lineage: Eukaryota; Metazoa; Nematoda; Chromadorea; Rhabditida; Strongylidae.
AUGAAGUCCCUAAUUUGCCUUAUGACUCUUCCUAUUCUUGGAUUUGCCUAUCCUCCCCGACUCGGUGACCCAUUCAGUCCCCUUGGCCCGUGGACAAGCAGGGAGGAGCUGCAGCAGCGAAAGAAAGAGCUUGAAAGCAAAAUUGCUGCUCUUUCUCCAGCUGCAAAGGAAGCCUAUGAAGCUGAACUGCCCAAGGAGAUUCGAGAAGAGCUUCGAUCUCUUUGCGGUUGGCGCAAGAAAGAAGAAUCAACCACAGAAGCGCCUGCCAGCACUACUGAAUCGGUACAAGAAACUACACAGACGGUUGACAUAACGACAACGGCUCAACCCAUCAUCGAGGAGAAGACGAAGGAGGUUGAAUUUGCUGCAUUUCUCGAUGUGUCCAUGCCAGAAGAGUUGAACAACGAAGCACAGUGUUCCUACUAUGCUUAA